This is a messenger RNA of Daldinia childiae, 579 nucleotides long. RefSeq names its product Peroxiredoxin-5, mitochondrial. Bases 1 to 579 code for a protein of 192 amino acids. Gene Ontology annotation, molecular function: thioredoxin peroxidase activity. NCBI's taxonomy places the organism in Eukaryota, Fungi, Ascomycota, Sordariomycetes, Xylariales, Hypoxylaceae. The record is from RefSeq and is a predicted model, not a curated record. Gene Ontology annotation, cellular component: cytosol; peroxisome; cytoplasm. The transcript is spliced from 4 exons. Gene Ontology annotation, biological process: hydrogen peroxide catabolic process; cellular response to oxidative stress; cell redox homeostasis.
AUGGCAUUCCGCCUCGCCCUACGCCGCGGCCCCAGCGCCUUCUUCUCCCCCGCCUCCGCCUCUGCUUCUUCGUUCGCAGCGCGCCGGUUCCACGCCACGCCGCGGGCCUUUGUCAAGGUGGGCGAGCCGAUCCCCAGCUUGGAGGUGCUGCAGGAGGGGUCCCCGGGCAACAAGGUCAACCUGGCGCAGGAGUUCGAAGCGGCCAACGGGGUGAUUGUCGGCGUGCCUGCCGCCUUCUCGGGCGCGUGCUCCGAGAAACAUAUCCCGAGCUAUAUCCAGAGCCCGAAGCUGAGGGAUGCGGGCAGGGUGUUUGUUGUUAGUGUUAAUGAUGCUUUUGUCAUGAAGGCAUGGGGCGACCAGCUUGAUCCCACACACGAGUCCGGUAUCCGAUUCCUAGCUGACCCCGCCGGCGAAUUCACCAAGGCCCUAGACCUGGGCUUUGACGCCCCGGCCAUCUUCGGCGGCAUGCGGGCCAAGCGCUAUGCCUUGGUCGUCGAGAACGGCAAGGUCAAGUCUGUGCACGUCGAGCCGGAUAAUACCGGAACCGACGUUUCCAUGGCCGACAAAGUUCUGGGUUAG